AUGAACUUUCUAAAGUCUCUGGGGUCAACAAAUGUUUUAGUCAAUACGAAGUUUGUGAGUUAUGAAUUUGCCCGAUAUGCGUCCUCUCUUCCAUCUUUAAAAAUUUAUAGUCUGAGGAGGCGUUUGGCAGAAAAAUUGUCGAAUAAAUAUGAUCUUGAAAGGGUUCAAGAAAUCGGACCAGAUUUAGCAUGUUUGGAAUGGCUAAUGGAAUGUGGCUCAACAAGGGUGAUCAUGAAUGAUCAAGAGAAUAUAUGUAGUAUAAGACAAAUGAAAGAGUAUAUAUCAUUCGCUUUGAAUAAUAACACAACGCAAAAUACCAGGCCGUCAGCUUUACCUAAUGAUACUUCGUAUGUCCUAAAAUGGAAGCAUGUACCACCGAAUUAUAUCGUAAACGUGGAUGCAAGCGAUUCUGCCAUUGCCAAUGAAGGUUUCCAGUACUUUCGCGAUCUCCGGAUGUUAUCUGUUCUCAAGCUGAAUUUCUGUGAUUAUUUCGGGGAUGAGGCCUUAAGGGAAUUAGCACUAGGACGACCAGCACAAACACUCUCAGACAUUGAAAUAGUUUUGAACCCCAGUAUCACAGAUGGUUCUGUCUAUUGGAUCAGUCGGCUGAAAGCUCUGCGGAGAGCUCAUUUUUAUUUUCUGCCGUACAUUUCAAACCGACAGGCAUUUGUUAGGCAAUUGAAAACUUCUGUUCCUAAAUGCAAGGUGACAUUCCCAGAAAUCGGAAAUAUAGGCUACGGUUAUUCGGACAAGAAAUGA
This is a messenger RNA of Auanema sp. JU1783, 759 nucleotides long. Lineage: Eukaryota; Metazoa; Nematoda; Chromadorea; Rhabditida; Rhabditidae. The record is from the annotation of a GenBank genome assembly.